Suillus subaureus is the source of this 582-nucleotide messenger RNA. RefSeq lists its product as uncharacterized. Bases 1 to 582 code for a protein of 193 amino acids. NCBI's taxonomy places the organism in Eukaryota, Fungi, Basidiomycota, Agaricomycetes, Boletales, Suillaceae. The record is from RefSeq and is a predicted model, not a curated record. The transcript is spliced from 5 exons.
AUGAAAGUCUUUCCCACACUUGUCAAGGAACAGACUUUCAGUUUGUCUGAACUGAUCACUGCGGUGGAACUUCUGUGUGAUCAGCAAGUCCUCCAGCAGGCCCAUACUGAUGCUAGGGUUGAGGUACCUGAACAUUUGGAAAAGACUUGUUAUGUCUAUGGCACUCACACAUGUACCUCUACCCUGGCUACCACUGUCCUUGCUAGGGACAGUGCAGACACCAUAGAUGACACUCAGAGUGACACAGAGUCAGAUGUUAGUGACAGUACCACAGCAUUAUCACCUCCUGCCAUCAUUAUUGCACCACCUCCACCUCCCACUACCUUCAUUGCACCAACUACUGCCGCCAUUGCACCUCCCACCACCAUCUUUGCAUCUCAUGGGAGCACAUCAGCUUCUGUAUGCUGGUAUGUCAUUACCGUCGGGCAUGAGACUGGCGUCUUUCAGGGCUGGCACAACAUGCAUGCCCAUGUAGUUGGUGUCCCUGGGGCUUGUUUUGGCAGAUACUCCUCUCAUGCUAGUGCAGAGGAGGCAUUUGCUCAGGCGGUGCAUGAUGGGACAGUGCAAGAGUUGGCGCUUUGA